ACAUUACUUUUAUAUCAUUGUUAAUAGAAUAUAUAUAUGUCAGCUGCACUUUGGUUGUUUCUGAUUAGAGAAUGGUCAGAGAGUAGAAUUCCUGCAGCGAGCGCGCGCACUGAACAAAACAUUUCAGCGAUGACUCCUCUUAACGCCUCUGAUUGGUCUUUGCAUUCAUAAACUCAACAGAAUCGUGUGUGAUUGGUUACAAGGUGCAGCGCUGUAAAAACGCGUCUGUCUCUGGCUCAGCGCCAGCCAAAGCGCGAAGCAACUGAUGCUGUGCCGCACUGAAUGUUCUAAUCACGCCGGUGUAUAUAAAAAAUAUUAUUCGGCUAUUUUUUUGUCUUUUGGAAGCUGCAUUCAAAAUCCACUUGACUCAGAAAUCUGAGGGGGCACUAAUCAUUUGUUUUGAACCAGUGAUUUAGAGAGCGUAUCAAACGACUGCCAAAGUCACGUGAUUUCAGUGAAACCGGCUUCAUGUUACUAACGUUCGGAAAUUUCAGUGGUUCCCCGCUAGGGGCGCUAGAGAUAUACAUAAGUAUAUCAGAACUCACAGCCAACCGCUUCGAGGUGGAUAGCCUAGUGGACAGCGCGCCGACAUGGAAUGCCGAUACUCAUCGGGCAACUGGAGUUCGAGUCCCAGCUCGCGAACUUCCAAUUCGCUUCAAAUGGGAUGUCAUGUCAUUUCGCUUCAAGACCGAUGUCAUGUCAUUCCUGUGAGCGGUCUGUGAUUCAACAUGAAUAAACAGCUCGACAGCUCGACAUCGGCUCGAUGGUAUCCUCGCGGAUGGCACCGCAAGACGAAAGUGUGCUUUAUCGACAUGUGCACUUUGGACAUCCGUGGUUCAACAUGAAUGAACAGCACAACAUCGAGUCAACUGCAUUCUCGCGGGCAAGGCAUAAGUGUGCGCUUCGGACAUCCCGAGUCCCGCAACAGCAAUUUCAGAUUGCCGAGAAUUUGGCAUCAUGUCUUCUUAUAAGUAUCCCUUGCAAGUGUUUCACCUCAGUGUGACGGGCUGGAUCUCUGGAUUUCUGGACUGGAAUACAAGUGCAAAUCCGGACAAGACCAUUGAUCAUCAAACAACUAAGUUGAGAAGGUUCAAAAGGACACGCAUACGAAAACUGCAUUCAUGAAUAUGCAACAGACUGUGUUUGUAGCUGUUGAGACCACUGGUCCCUCUUCCAAUUCAUCAAGCCACGAGGAUGAUGUGUCUCUCAACUGCAGCAUAACAAACGAAGGAUUGUCCGUUCCUUGCAUGAGCGCCGCUGAUGUGGAAGCUUGCAUUGAAAUGUUAAAUUCACAUCCAGGUCCACUGUUGUUCACAAACGGAGAGAUCUUCAGACAGUCUGAGAUCUUGAGCUGGAAUGAAUUGCGCUUAACAAGAGAGCCAGUAUGCUUGAUCAAACUGAAACGAGAAAACAAAAUCAAGUCCUGCUAUGGAGUCUACUUGGGGAAUGAUUACACCUUGACUGCCUGUCAUACAUUUGAGUUCGCUCGUCUAUAUGACGCCUAUGUUUUCUUCCCCACCACAGACUUUGUUCUGAUUUAUGAGGCAGAACUUCCCAAAGAACAGCACAUGUUUCAUGACAAAGAUCAGUGCCUUGUUAAAUUACUCGGGCAAACAGAUGUUUUGGGUAAAGGUUUACUCAACCGCAUUUGUGCACCCGGUAAGAACGAGGAUUUAUAUUUCUACACAUUUGAUAGCCAGGGGAAUCGCCAAGUGCACACAUGCAAAGAUAUCACUCAUCCCUCCGCCAUGAAUGAGAAAAGCCAAAGAAAUGAGCUUCUGAUGUCCACGGCAGGUCAGCCAGGCGAAAGUGGCAAUCCUGUUUUCAGUUUGAGAUCUAAAAGAUGUGUGGGAAUAUAUAGAGGUAUCACAAAGUCAAAGAAAGGAUGUGCCUCAAAAAUAGAUUCCAAACAGCUGUUAGAACACACAACAUUACUAAACGCAAAUCCAUCUUGCUUGAACAUGCUCUACAGCAUCUACUCCAUUCUUAAGACUGGAUUUUUCUGUUGGCGGGCCCUGAACAAUCAAACCUCUGCUGAUGAUUCAGAAUGAAGUGGUGGUGUAUCUGGCCUCAAAUGUUAAAGGGAAUCCACAUCAUACCCUCUCUUUAGGCUCUUUAAAAAUAUGCAAAAUCUGUACUGAACC
This is a messenger RNA of Onychostoma macrolepis, 2144 nucleotides long. RefSeq lists its product as uncharacterized. Lineage: Eukaryota; Metazoa; Chordata; Actinopteri; Cypriniformes; Cyprinidae. The coding region runs from base 1122 to 2051 and encodes 309 amino acids. The transcript is spliced from 3 exons. The record is from RefSeq and is a predicted model, not a curated record.